AAAGCGAAUGCUGAUUCUACUCAUAUCGGAAUUCCUGUUCGCACUUGGUGGUUCGAUCACAUAUAUGGCUUGGGAGAACGAUCCCGCAAAAGUUGUAGCCAACUCUCAUGGUUACAUGAAAUUGAUGGACAAGACCAAAUUGAGAUCGAGCAAUGUUCACAAUGUCCGACUGUUUCGUGAAAAUGACAGCUACGUUCUUCGAUUCGGAAGGAGCAGACUGUGCUAUGAUAACACAAAACAGAGAGUGAAGGUGUGUAGGCGACAAAAGAUGAGAAGCACGUGGGAACUCGUCAAAACGGGACUUUCAUAUUUGGUUCGCCAGAAUGAGAAAUGUAUAGCACCUACAAACACGAUCGAGAGGGUGAAUCAAGAGAGUGAAUUGACGCUUAAAGACUGUGAUAGUCCUGAUGUGCUCAGGAUACAGUUCAAUAACACCGAAGGCGAGAUUUUGGAUGUACCUACCGUAAAAACGGAGAUGACCAGAGAAGUUGAAUCACCGAAGAUGAAAGUACUCACAUUGGAAAGAAGGAAUGCUGUGAAACCAGCCAAAGAGAUUCUCACUGGAAACGAAGUUGUGGUUGCGCACAAUCCCAGAGAGAUUGUCAGGAGUGUUGAGGUUGAGCCUGAGGUGGUAAAGCCUGACGUGCAAGUUGUUGAGGAACAGAAAAUAGUUAAGCACGCCACACCGGUAGUAAGGAAGGUUAUCGCGUCGCCUGUUGUGGAAAAGGAGGUGGUGGUGAAAAAACCCGAACCCAGCAGUCUUGUAAUUAAAGAAAAACCGAUCGCUAAGACAAAGAAAAUCAUUAUGGAGCAGGAACCAGCGGCAACAAAGAGGUUAGUUGUGGAAAAAGAACCGGAUGUCACACUUGUAAAUCCUGUCAAGACCACAGAGAUAGUUAAUGCCCCGAAAGUGGUAGAGGCCGAGCAGGAUACAGCAAUUAUUAAAACAAAGACACCCGUUAAGGCGAUUCGACCAGCAAACACACACGAGACUACGAGCAAGCGAACAUCGACAUUCGAAAAAGAGGAUGAAGAAUUUAUGAGGGGCACCCGAGGCUUCCAGGAAUCGAUAGGCGACAAUCUUGAUAAGCUUGUGCAUUCAAACACUAAAGAAACCGUUGUUAAGCGUAGUAGUCGUGCCGAAACAUGUGAAUAUGAUAAGUUAACGGGCACUUAUCGUUGUCAUUAAUUGUUAUUUAAAUAAAGGAUGUUGCGGA
Vavraia culicis subsp. floridensis is the source of this 1217-nucleotide messenger RNA. RefSeq lists its product as uncharacterized. The transcript has a single exon. NCBI's taxonomy places the organism in Eukaryota, Fungi, Microsporidia, Pleistophoridae. The coding region runs from base 8 to 1189 and encodes 393 amino acids. The record is from RefSeq and is a predicted model, not a curated record.